UUUCAAUCUUGAGAGUAAACCUCUGUGAGGAGUCACUGUCUGCGCGACACAGCCGGGAGACGCAACGAUGGAGAUUUUCUGCGUGUUUUUCUCCGCGCUUUUCGCCUAUGUGGUCGGCGAUGCCAUCCCUCAUCAUGGAAUCCACUGGACAUACAAAGAGGGCGCUUUGGAUCAAAUGCACUGGGCAACCCAGUACCCUGCGUGCGGCGGUAAGAAGCAGUCCCCGAUUGACAUCCAGCGGCGCAACGUUAGGCACAACCCUGACUUGUUACAAUUGGAAUUCAGCGGAUAUGACGCGCAGAAAGGGACUUUUCUCAUGUCCAACAACGGGCACUCCGUUCAAAUCGACCUACCUCCCAGUAUGAAGAUCAUUGAGGGACUCCCGGGAAAGUACACAGCCGUCCAGAUGCACCUGCACUGGGGUGGCUGGGACCUGGAGGCCAGCGGAGCAGAGCACACCAUAGACGGGAUCCGCUACAUGGCAGAGCUGCAUGUGGUCCAUUACAACUCUGACAAGUACAAGAGCUUUACUGAGGCCAGAGAUAAGCCAGACGGGCUUGCUGUCCUCGCCUUUUUCUAUGAAGAUGGCCAUUUUGAGAACACCUACUAUAGUGAUUUUAUUGCAAACUUGAAGAAAAUCAAGUAUGCUGGUCAGUCCAUGAACAUAUCCAACCUUGAUGUCCGCUCAAUGCUCCCCGAGAACCUGAACCACUUCUUCAGAUACCAGGGCUCCCUCACCACUCCGCCCUGCUACGAGAGCAUCCUCUGGACUGUGUUUGAUACGCCCAUUACUCUUUCACACAACCAGAUCAGGAAACUGGAGAGCACACUGAUGGACAUGGACAACAAGACCCUCUGGAAUGAUUACCGCAUUGCUCAGCCUCUCAAUGGGCGUAUUGUGGAGUCUUCUUUCUUGCCGCGCCUCGGGAAAGGAACAUUUUGUCGGCAAGAUGAAAUGGAAUCCAGGCUCCACAAGAUCGAGGGUCUGAUAACAUCCAUUGGAAAGAACAUUCAUUCAGGUGGAUUUCACAGCUCAAGGCCUACCAGACAUGAAACUGGCUCUUUGUUUCCUUUGGUGCUCAACUUUCGGGAGAAAGAUUCUGGCAGUUAUGCUUUGGCCAGCCUCAGCCACCCCAUGGACCUGGACGCCUUCACCGUCUGCAUGCACGUCCUGCCUCAGGUCGAAGGAGUCCACACCGUCAUCUCCUACUCCAGCAACGGCAAUGACAACGAGCUGAUGAUCUCCAUCGGAGAGGACAGGGAUGCGAGAGAAGUCGGCCUCUGGAUUGGCAACGAGUUUGUCAACUUGCCGCACAACUUCAAGCCCAAGGACUGGGUGAACUACUGCAUUACCUGGUCGUCGCACACCGGCGGUGCGGAGCUCUGGAUUAACGGCAUGGUGGGGGAGCAGCGGUACCUCAGAAGGGAUUAUACAAUCAGAUCUGGCGGUGUGUUCCUUCUGGGCAAAGACCAGGAUGGCUUACUGGGAAUCUUCAAUGCUGAUGGCUUUGUGGGGAAGAUGACUGAUGUCAACGUGUGGGACUAUGUGCUGACCACAGCAGAUAUCCGAGACCAAAUGCAAUGCAUGAAUAACAGCAUGGUGGUGGGAAAUGUCUUCAGCUGGGGAAACACCAAACUGAGCAUGUACGGAGGGGUGCAGCUGGACAGUCAGUACAGAUGUUCCUGAUGCUUCUGUUUGUAUGAGCUUCAACAUGCUGCAACAAGCCAGAAUAUCAUCUGUUGAUGUUGGGGAUUUGAUUGAAUUGUUGGUGAAGGGUUCAUGGUAUGUUUUACAAAGAAUAAAAUGCUUUUCAAGGCGCCUACAGACCAAUAUUAAAAACACGUCACAGCUUGAGCCAUGUACUGCAUUCAUAUGUCAUCAAUAAAAGCUUACAAGAGA
Haplochromis burtoni (Burton's mouthbrooder) is the source of this 1900-nucleotide messenger RNA. It is a transcript of the gene ca6, whose product is annotated as carbonic anhydrase VI. Gene Ontology annotation, molecular function: carbonate dehydratase activity; zinc ion binding. The transcript has 11 exons. The coding region runs from base 68 to 1687 and encodes 539 amino acids. Lineage: Eukaryota; Metazoa; Chordata; Actinopteri; Cichliformes; Cichlidae. The record is from RefSeq and is a predicted model, not a curated record.